This is a messenger RNA of Hibiscus syriacus, 646 nucleotides long. RefSeq names its product derlin-2.2-like. NCBI's taxonomy places the organism in Eukaryota, Viridiplantae, Streptophyta, Magnoliopsida, Malvales, Malvaceae. Gene Ontology annotation, biological process: endoplasmic reticulum unfolded protein response. The transcript is spliced from 6 exons. The record is from RefSeq and is a predicted model, not a curated record. Gene Ontology annotation, molecular function: ubiquitin-specific protease binding; misfolded protein binding. The coding region runs from base 74 to 646 and encodes 190 amino acids. Gene Ontology annotation, cellular component: endoplasmic reticulum membrane; Hrd1p ubiquitin ligase ERAD-L complex.
UUGUUUUUGUUCUUUUUUAUUGUUAUAGAAAUUUGAAAAUGAGCUCUCUUUUAUUUUGUAAAAUUAAAAGAAUAUGGCUCAAGCCAUUGAAGAAUGGUAUAAGCAGAUGCCGGUCAUCAUCCGCUCUUAUCUCACAGUUUCUGUUGUAAUCAAUAUUGGUUGCUCUCUCGAAAUAAUAUCACCUUAUAAUCUGUACUUGAACCCUACGCUUGUGGUUAAGCAUUAUCAAUUCUGGCGCCUCGUUACUAACUUCCUAUACUUCCGCAAGAUGGAUUUGGAUUUCAUGUUUCACAUGUUCUUUCUUGCUCGAUACUGCAAACUCCUUGAAGAGAACACUUUUAGGGGAAGGACUACAGAUUUCCUUUACAUGCUCUUGUUUGGAGCUUCUGUCUUAACUGUCAUUGUGCUUAUUGGCGAAAUGAUACCUUAUCUGUCGGCAUCAUUUGCAAGAAUCAUAUUUCUAAGCAAUUCAUUGACAUUCAUGAUGGUUUAUGUGUGGAGCAAGCAAAAUCCUUUUAUACAUAUGAGUUUUCUGGGUCUUUUUACCUUUACGGUAGCUUACGUGCCAUGGGUUGUUUUAGCAGAAUGCUUGAAAGGAUUUGGUCCUUGGAAUGCAGUUUUGGAGCCUUUUUCUGGGUGCUAUUGA